Sesamum indicum (sesame) is the source of this 885-nucleotide messenger RNA. RefSeq names its product putative germin-like protein 2-1. The record is from RefSeq and is a predicted model, not a curated record. Lineage: Eukaryota; Viridiplantae; Streptophyta; Magnoliopsida; Lamiales; Pedaliaceae. Gene Ontology annotation, molecular function: manganese ion binding.
AGGAAUUCACUUCAUAUCUACCCAUAAUUCAGAAAAUACACUUUCUGCUUUCACAGUUAUUAAUAGCCUCGCCUCAAGUCUUAGGUACAUGGCUAAGCACAUUAUCUUACUGACCCUGGUGGCCCUAUCGUUGGGCUUUCUUGCAUUUGCCUUCGAGCCUAGCCCACUGCAGGAUUUCUGUGUUGCAGAUUCAACUAGCUCAGCAAGAGUGAAUGGUCAACCAUGCAAGAACCCUGCAUUAGUUCAAGCCAGUGACUUCUCCUUCAGUGGGCUGCACCUACCUGGAAACACAUCGAACCCAAACGGCUCCAGGGUCACCCCAGUUUCUGUAGCCCAGCUGCCAGGGCUCAACACUCUUGGAAUCUCAAUAGUUCGUAUCGACUACGCACCAUGGGGAAUCAACCCUCCACACACUCACCCCAGAGCCACUGAAAUUUUGACAGUCUUAGAGGGUUCUCUUCAAGUCGGAUUCGUCACAUCAAAUCCUGACAAUAGUCUCAUCACAAAAACCCUUCAGAAGGGAGAUGUGUUUGUAUUCCCAGUAGGACUUAUUCACUUCCAGCGCAACGUGGGAACUGGAAAUGCUGUUGCCUUUGCUGCAUUGAGCAGCCAGAAUCCUGGAGUUAUCACAAUUGCAAAUGCAGUUUUCGGGUCGAAGCCUGAUGUUAGUAGUGAUAUUCUUGCCAAGGCAUUCCAAGUGGAUAAGCGUGUUGUGGAUCAACUCCAGGCCAGAUUCUAGGGAUGCAGCAUAAAAAAUUUAGGAGAUGAAAGCCAAUUUGCAAUUCGUCGUUCAUGCGUUCUCUUUGUUGUUUUUUUCUCUGGGCGGGUUAAUUUGUAUGUUUCAGUUCUCCUCUUUUUUGUUCUUCUGGGUGAGUACAUUUGUAU